CCGAUUAACUACUUACUAGUACCUUACCUAUGCACCGACCUGUGGGCUGCGUGCGCCUCGCCGCGACUUGUCAUGGAAAUGAUCUCAUAACCUCUGGAUGUUGAAAGCGCAACCUAGAACCAUUGAUUAUCCUACCUAGUGCGCCCGCUUCUUAUGGGCUCGUCGCGCUGUGUCCUCAGUUGCGCCAUGCCCCGGUGACACAAUGGCACCAUCUCUCCCAAUGCGGAGCCGAUAUAGCGGCCGCCCGACCGUUGCAGCCCUCCUGUUGAUCGGCGCAAUCACCUUCCUCGCGCUCUUCCAGUCGGCGGCGGGCCCUAGCAGUCGCAGCCAUUUCGGGUUGAAUCCUAGAGGCUUGCAGGCGACCGAUGUCGACUGCCGCAACGUGCACCAUGCCGUCGACCAGUGCGCGUUCGUCCUGGCGAACUGUGAAGAUGACGAGGCCGGCCUGAUACACUACCUGUCCUUCUACUACUGCACGCUAGGAUCUGCGAAACCCGUCGCUUUCGCCAUCCUCACCGCCUGGCUCGGUCUGCUGUUCACCACCAUCGGAAUCGCUGCGAGCGACUUCUUCAGCGUCAAUCUCAGCACCAUCGCCAGCGUGCUCGGGCUGAGCGAGAGUCUGGCCGGCGUGACCUUCCUCGCUUUCGGCAAUGGUUCUCCGGACGUGUUCAGCACCUUUGCCGCCAUGGGUUCCAACAGCGGAAGCAUGGCGGUCGGUGAGCUGAUCGGUGCCGCCGGCUUCAUCACUGCGGUUGUCGCCGGCUCCAUGGCCUUGGUUCGCGAGUUCAAAGUCAGCAAGCGCACAUUUGUGAGGGACAUUUUGUUCUUCAUCCUCGCCAUCAGCUUCACUAUGGUCUUUCUGGCCGACGGCGAGCUACACCUGUGGGAAUGCUUCACCAUGAUCGGCUUCUACCUGUUCUACGUGGUGGUGGUGGUCGGGUGGCACUGGCUCACCGUGCGAAGGAGAAAGCAGAGACAGAGAGAUGUGGCCUCUCGGACACACUUCCAUGGCGUCUCGCCUCGCGGUGCCGACGAGCUGGAGCCUUAUCGUGACGAGCCGGACGAGGACGAGGCAGCUCCCGUUGGCGGUAGGUCUAGGGGUGCUUCGGAACCUGGCGAUAUCAGCAUGCUGGAACGAGGGCCGCGGAUCGAGGUCGACGGAGUGCCAUCUGCCGGACCGGACGAAGAAGAGGAACAGCGGGAAGUCCAUGUGGCCGCCGAAAUGGCGAGCAGCAUGCGAGUCAACCGGCCCCGCUGGGGACGAAGCAACACAACCAUAACCCCCAUUCGGCCAAGCUUACUGGGCGCGCUGGAAUUCAGAUCGGUGCUGUCCUCCCUCCAGAAGGAAAGAAACAUGCACCUAGGCCCGCUGCAUGGAAGGUCGUACUCGGUCCAGCACUCAGCCAACUCCACGCCCGAUGAUCCUCGUGGCCGCCCACGAACCAAAACAAUGCCAAGCGAGGUACGACCUGGGCCAACAGAGCGUUCCCUAUCGUAUGGAAACCAGCCCCUGAACCUCGACAAUGCUGCCCUUCCCCGGCGCGAUGCCGUCCCGAUGCCUGAAUCCCGGGGGAGUUCGGCUGCUCGUACCAUCGACGGAAUGCUUGCGCCGCCGCUUGGUUCUGGCAUGCCUGUCGACCAUGCGACGCAACACUCUCAUCCAGCGGGACGCGUCCACCGACUCCCGCAUAUCCAGAUUCCCUCCCCCAGCGGACGCUCCAGCGGACGCUCCUCUCCCUCGUUCUCGCCUUUCCCCGGUCUAUCCGAAUCCCCUGCCGUGCUGACCCCCAUUCCCGAGCCCGGAUUUCCAUUUCCGCCACUGAACGCACUGGACGCGAGACAUCACUCAUUCCCCGGCCUUGACGAUCAUGCAGAGCAUCCUAGGCCGGUGAACUGGUGGCCGUACGGAUUGCUGCCGGCUCCCCACGUCCUUCUUAGCACUAUGUUUCCCACCCUUCAGGGGUGGAAGGAGAAGGCGCUCUGGGAUAAGGCGGUCAGCUUGAUCUCGGUUCCAAGCAUCUUCAUCCUUGUGGCAACAUUGCCGGUGGUGGAAACCGAGAGUACACACAAUGACACUGAGAUGAACUCCCCGUCAGUUGGCCAGCCCGGAAGCGCGGCGCCACUCGUCUCUGUAGACGACGGUGCUCAACUUGAGCCAGAGACAGAGUGGCAAGCGUACAGACGACGAGCCCGAUCAACAGGGUCAAGGUCACCGCUCAGCAUGUCGCCAUCGCUGUUGUCCCUCAAUGCCCCACAACCGCCAGACCACCAUCAGCCUCCAGCUGUGCAAGUUCCGCAGAGGCCAAAACCAACUGAUGUUGGCUCUGAUGGCGCCACAGCUUCGUCCGAGACAGCCUCCGGUUGGAACAGGUGGCUGGUCGCGCUCCAGCUCUUUACCGGGCCGCUCUUUGUUUCCUGCCUCAUCUGGGCCAACACAGCGGACAACUUAGAGCAUCCGGUGAAGACCCUCCUGAGAAUGGUGUUAUACUCCCUCCUGAUCUCACUCUGCCUGUUGGCUGCGCUCCUCAAAACCACCAGCGCGGACCAGAAGCCCAAGUACCACUUCGUCUUGUGUUUCCUUGGGUUCGUCAUCGGCGUCGCGUGGAUCUCGACCAUUGCCGGGGAGGUAGUCGGAGUCCUGAAGGCCUUUGGCGUAAUCCUCGAUAUCUCGGAAGCGAUCCUGGGCCUGACCGUCUUUGCCGUGGGCAACUCACUGGGCGACCUCGUGGCCGAUGUAACCGUUGCGCGGCUGGGAUAUCCCGUCAUGGCAUUAGCUGCGUGUUUCGGAGGCCCGAUGCUCAACAUCCUCCUGGGCGUUGGCAUCGGUGGCGCCUGGAUGGGCAUCAACUCGGCCAACCGCAAGCAUCGGAAGCACCCUGACGCACCGCUCCAUUACAAGCCGUACCGCAUCCAAAUCGGCGGAACGCUCAUGAUCUCGGCGGUCACGGUAUUGCUGACCCUGCUUGUGCUGCUCAUUGCCGUACCUUGGAACCAGUGGGUAAUGAGUCGCAAGAUUGGCUGGGGGUUGAUAUGCAUCUGGACGGUUGGCACCACUGUCAACUUGGUCGUCGAGCUCACGAACGGAUUCUCGGACGUGUCGUGAGGGUUUGAAGGACCAGGGUGUUUGUUUAUCUACCUUACGAACCUGCCCGUAUAGUAUACCAUUUAUCUCAUCACGGCUAUCCAUUCCUGUGCACCCGAAGUCUGCUGCAAACUUUAACUUUAAGGUUUUGACACAACGACCCAUGACUCCUAGGUCGAAGUGCGGAGUUCCGUCUGGUGGACUCGAUUCAACAGACUGUCGACGGCGACUCCGACUUGGAGUGCGAGCUAUCGCCACGCCAUGAGCCCGAUGUUGAACAUCCAUUGGAUGAGGUAUAACUGUUACCUCGUGGCGCGCAAUCGUUUUAAGUUAGCCCCUGAGUGCUCCAAGGGAACACCCGUUUGGCGGGGAAGGUGGGGCCAUGCUUGGCCGCUGGCGGCCAGUGGAGGAAAGGGAGGGGUCAGGAGGGGCACCGCAAUCCAAACUGUCCUCUCAGCUCCCCUU
This is a messenger RNA of Chaetomium strumarium, 3547 nucleotides long. RefSeq names its product Sodium/calcium exchanger protein-domain-containing protein. NCBI's taxonomy places the organism in Eukaryota, Fungi, Ascomycota, Sordariomycetes, Sordariales, Chaetomiaceae. Bases 203 to 3103 code for a protein of 966 amino acids. Gene Ontology annotation, biological process: intracellular calcium ion homeostasis; monoatomic cation transport; transmembrane transport. Gene Ontology annotation, molecular function: monoatomic cation transmembrane transporter activity. Gene Ontology annotation, cellular component: membrane. The record is from RefSeq and is a predicted model, not a curated record. The transcript has a single exon.